AUGGCUCUUUGUUACGCCGAAUGGCUAUUGUCUCCAGCCACAGACCGAAACAAGGCCAUUUUGCAGGUCAACUAUCGAAAAGCUAUCUCAGCAUACCCGAUCAAACCACAGACGACUACAGGAACCUCUGACUAUUACAUCAUGCUUCUUCCACCUCACCCAGACCAGGACUCGUACGACUGGUGGUUCUGGACAGAGUCGCCGAAGAUCAAAGCAAAGAUCAUCGGUCCUCCACCCAAUCCACUCCGUCCCGUCAAGCCAGUGCUACUCGAGCGUAUUCGACGCGGCAAAGUACGGAAGCAUUCCCAGUCGCCAGUAUGGACUCGCAAGGUAAUCACCCUGCCCAUGAAGCAUGCAUAUAAGCUUCGGACACAAGCCUUGGCUGAGAAAGAGUUCAACGAGGCGUUGGAUGCACUCGUUGACCUUUUCGCUAAUUCGAAACUCAGCACCGUUGGGCCCGCGCAGCCGGUCAAAAACGAAGGUGUCCCAGCGGCGUCCACUGCAACUCAAUUUCCGCCAGCAGCUUCCGCGAACACUGCAGUCGACCCCGAUACUCCAGAUGAAAUGGACUCCGAGCGAGACCCCCUUGCCAUCGCCAGAGAGUGGUCUGACAAUCUUGCCGAAGACGCAAAGAAUCUUCGAGAGCGCGAGGAUGCUCAGAUCGAGCGUGAGCGAGACUACGCUGUCCGUCUUGAGGCUCUCAUGGAGCGUGAGAAUGCACUAAAGGACCGAGGCGAGCCCAAGCCCAAGAGGAAACGCAUGAUCCUCGAUCUCACUGAUGACGACCACGUCAGGAUCAAGACCGAGCCAAUAUUCCCUGGGAAGAAGGACGUAGUCGACCUCACCGAUCUUGUCGAUGAUCAUGCUGCGGUCAAAACUGAGGCGGUCAAGCCGAAGGUCACUCCAAUGGCGGCGUCAGCCAAGUCGAGCGUCAAUGGAUCUGCUGACACGGUACCUAAGCCUAGUGUCCAGGCUGAGCAUGUCGUCAAGCACGGAGCUGAGUCGCAUGGCGAGGUCGUCUCCACUACAACGACUACCACGACAUCAAGCACGAUCACGACCAUCACGGUCCAACAGAAAAUGGUGCCUUGUAAGCGGAAGAGAGCUUCGUGA
This is a messenger RNA of Fulvia fulva, 1113 nucleotides long. RefSeq lists its product as uncharacterized. Bases 1 to 1113 code for a protein of 370 amino acids. The transcript is spliced from 3 exons. NCBI's taxonomy places the organism in Eukaryota, Fungi, Ascomycota, Dothideomycetes, Mycosphaerellales, Mycosphaerellaceae. The record is from RefSeq and is a predicted model, not a curated record.